GAACGAUCUGUCAGUGGCAGCAGUCCAUAUUUUCGGCCGGGACAGUAGCACGGCCAGCAGUGAAAGUGAGAAAUAACUCCGUAAACUUGGGAUACUUUUGACCGCGAGGACUGAUGAGCGAACAAUACACAUAUGAAGGGCAGCAGGAUGAAUGUGGAGACUCUCAGUAAAGCUGAACUUCUGAUGCUGCUCAGCAUUCUGGAAGGAGAACUGGAAGCACAAGAUGUAGUCAUACACACACUCAGGGCACAACAGAGAGAUGCAUUUGUACAGGAGCGAUAUGGACAUUACAACCUCCGUGACCCCUUCAUAGCACUGCUGAGAGACAGCGAACUGUCCCAGGCUCAGGAUGAUGAACGGCAGAGUCCCGUGUGUCUGAACCCACUGGGCGUGUUGAAGCUAGUAAUGGCCCACUGCACCAACAUGAAGGAGAAAUUGCUGAAACAGCUUGCUGCUGCAGAGAGGAGACACAGACGGGUAAUAGCUGAUUUAGAAGAAGAGAAACAACGGCGUGCUCAAGACAAUGCUGCGGGUGAUGACAUCACUGCCAUGUUGGAGAAGGAACGAGACAGACUACUGCAACAGCUGGAGUUUGAGAGGGCUCAAGUUGAACGUUUAGAACGUGAGAGGUCAGUCCUGUCGAAUCAAGCUGAGGAUUUAGCGCAGCAGCAGCAGUUAUCCUCGACCCUGGCGAAAGAAUGUCAGAAGGCUACAGCACGGGCAGAGGAGGAGUGCCAGCGGGUUGCGGAGCUCACCCGCCAGCUGGAACAGGAGAGCAGUACUAUCAAAACCCUAAAGGGGGAGCUGGAGAGCGAACGCACUCAUGUUCAGCAGAUAGAGGUGAGAGGUGAGAGAAAGCUGGCCGAAUUGGAUACAGAGUGCGAGCAGAUGAGAGGGAAAUUACAGAAGGAAGAAAAACAAUAUCAGGAGCUUUUGCAUAAGUUCAAUAGUCUAAAGAAAGAGUUGGAUGAAAUGAAAGAAAGAGAAAAGGCAGGGCUGGAAAAGGACAGUGAAGAAAAGGUAAAAUCUCCAGCUUUCAAAUCUGCCUCAAAUUCAGCAGACAAGAAAGCUACCACAGGUAUCACGCCUCCUCUUAGUCAAACCGAAGUCGAUGGCAAAACCAUUGCAUCUAAAUCAUCUCCACCACCCAAGCUAAAUGGUCACCACACUCCCAGAGAACCAGAGUCUCCAGCAGACGAGAGGUGCAAGGAAGAGGGAUCGGUGGACUUUGGGGUAGUGCUCCCUGGAGAAAGUGGAGCCUUGCAGUGUCUCUCCCCCAGCAGUCCUGCCUCAUCCUCCCUUAGCUCAUCUCCUUGCUCUUCCCCAGGACUGACCAAACGUUUGGCCUCUCUAGGCUGCUCUAGUCCGACCUAUCCAUCCUCCUUCCAAGCCAGCAUCAACCAGCGAUUCCAAGCAGCACGCCACAAGUUUCAGCAACAAGCUGAGGCAGACCACAAACACGAAAUAUCCAUUGUCCACUCGCCUCGAGACCUCUCUCCUACUGCGGCUGUUCCUACUACUCCAGACAAUUCUGCGGCAAAGCAGAUUGCCCGCAACACUGUCACUCAGGUGCUGUCACGGUUCACUAGCCAACAAGUGGCAAGUAAACACCCUCCGUCCAACAGCUCGCCCUUUGGCACUGAUUACCGCAAUCUGGCCUCAGCCUCCUCACCAACAGGGAAGAGCCCAGGGCUUCCUUCACCAGGGAUCCGCUCACCAAUAAUCCCUAGGGUGGAGAAGAUUCAUCCAUCCCCUGUUGAUCCCAAAAAGCAGGGUGGCAACCAGUCUCCUGGCUCACCGGUUCUUUCAGGCAGAGCCAGCCACUUCCCUGAGCUCUCUGGGAGCUGUGGUCUCACCAGUGGUCAGGAAGAUGCAAAAGAGUUUGACUUGGUCAUGUCAUCAUCUACUUAACCAACCUAGGGUCCACAACCUGCCCUUAGCCUUCUCCACUCCAUUCCCUCCAGUGGCAUCUAAAUCACUCUUCAGAGAACCUCAAGGUUUCCUUCUUUUGUUAUUGUUCACCCUUGUCAUGUCAUAAUUGUCUAUUCUUGUCCGUAAGAGGGUAGUUCACCAAUAAAUGAAAAAUCUUUAGUUAUUUACUCACCCACAUGCCUUUAUGACCUUUUUGGAUCCUGGACUUUCAGCAUAGGGACAGAAACCAGCCAUUUUGAUGAUUAAUCAAAGUCGUACAGGUUGGAAACAACAUGAGGGUGAGUAAAUGCAGACAGAAUUUUCAUUUUAAGUACCUCAUUUUGGAUGACUCCUAUCAGAAACUGAAACAACGGUCUUGGAACCUCUACAAAUAAGUUAGUGUUAAAGAAAGACAUCCAGAAUGUGCAGUGAUGUGAUACUCCAGAACUGAAAACCAUUGGUCUGAAACGGUAGCCACCCCUACUCCUGGAGUGCUACCUUUCUGCAAAAUUUUGCUCAAACUUUAAUCAAACACACCUGAACCAGCUAACGAAAGGUGUUUAUUAUUACUUGAAGAUUAAAGGCAGGUUGUGUUUGAACUGAGCUCUGCAUGAAGGUAAUUCUCUAGGAGCACGGUUGGAUACACCUGCUCUAGUGUACCUUGUGUUUUUUCAAUCAAUCAACCUCUCAAAAACUACUCCCAUUCAAAUACAACAACCUCCAAAAUACUACUCCUACUGAGAUUUAAUCUAUUUAAACACAAUUGUAAUCGUGUUAUUCUGUUUUUAUUUUUUACAAAAAAAAAAAAUAUAUAUAUAUAUUUGUGUUAUUCAUUAUUUGCCAAUUCCUGAUGACAUGCACAGAUAGAAAUAUAAGUAUAUAAAGUAAAAACUGUGCUAAGCAAAUGGUGAUUAGUCUUCAACCAAUCGGUCAGUCUUACGCUACAAAUGAGAGCUAAGAUCUGGCUGGUGACUGACAUUUAUAUUAAGUUUAUGGUAAAUAUAUAAACUAUUGGUUUUCUGAAAAGCAGUAAUAUAUGAUGUGCAGUUGCUGUUCAUUUCUUGAGUCUAUGUCAAAAUCAAGGAGAUAUGAACGGAUAUGAAAUGGUCAUGGAAAACCUCUGUCCUACUGUAUUGCACCAUGACUUCACCGUCCUCUAGUGUCAGUCUGAAGUGCUGCUCAGGAAGCUGCCACCUGGUGUUUGGGCAGCAUUCAACAUCAGCCAAGCUAGAAUACCUUCUCUGUAAAUGAAGAUUCAAAAUGCUUGUUUAUAUGCCACACAAAGUCUUGUCAUGUGACAUGAUAGUCGACAAUAUUUACAAUUAAGUUAAAAUGUUAUGUUCUGUGAAUGUAAUUCUGGGUCCAACAACUAUGCCUGGAUGUAUAUCUCCAUCACUGAUUUUUUGUGUUUAUACUGGUCAGUCUUAUAUUUAAAAUUCAAUUUAAUUAAACAUUAGGUAGAACCUAUAGCACCAGUUUACAUGAUUCACUACCAUGGUAAAAGCACAAAUGAGUAAUGUCAUCAUUUAAUGAUUACUUUACCCUGGGACUUUAUUUUCUUUCCUACCUGUAUGUCCUUCUUUAAGUCUUUUGGCAUUUAAACCUUUUAGUAUGAAAAUAGAUAUGAUUUUAUCUCUUGCUGGCAUGAAGGUAUUGCUCACAUUAAUACAGUAUACAAUCUUAACUUGCUUACAAGAGAACAGUAUUUGGGGUUUUAUGAGUAAAUGGGGUGCAUGUUUUGGUCCUGUCCUACUGUCAUUCAAUGUUUUUGUUUUUAAAUACCUCACCAUUUCACCUACUGUACUGAAAACUUUGUAAGUAGUAGUUUUUUUUUUUUUGCAUCAAUAAACCUGAACAGAAACUUGGAAUUUUUAUAUUUCUACCUGAGACUUUCAAAGAACAGGUUCUAAUCUUUUAGCAAGUUAGAUGAAAAUAGUUUCUUAAAUUAAUUGCAUUUUUCCAUGUUUUUUACAGCAAAUUAGCAGUGUUGAAUUUA
This is a messenger RNA of Carassius carassius (crucian carp), 3907 nucleotides long. Its product is annotated as CTTNBP2 N-terminal-like protein. The coding region runs from base 133 to 1911 and encodes 592 amino acids. The record is from RefSeq and is a predicted model, not a curated record. The transcript is spliced from 5 exons. NCBI's taxonomy places the organism in Eukaryota, Metazoa, Chordata, Actinopteri, Cypriniformes, Cyprinidae.